Messenger RNA from Sycon ciliatum, 2254 nucleotides. RefSeq names its product protein BTG3-like. Gene Ontology annotation, biological process: regulation of gene expression. The transcript has a single exon. Gene Ontology annotation, molecular function: transcription corepressor activity. Bases 549 to 1703 code for a protein of 384 amino acids. Gene Ontology annotation, cellular component: cytoplasm; nucleus. NCBI's taxonomy places the organism in Eukaryota, Metazoa, Porifera, Calcarea, Leucosolenida, Sycettidae. The record is from RefSeq and is a predicted model, not a curated record.
UCGCCUAAAUUCGGGUACGGUGCAGCACGAGUCCCGAACAGUGCCCAAAAACCCACACCGAAGAUCAGGAAACCGCGUGAAAGGUGUCGAAUACGGUGAACGGGAAGGGGAAACCCUGAUCCGUAUGCAAAAAAAGGUGCACAUGGUCGAAGCAGGAGCCACACGUGCUGACAGCUUUCCCCAGAGAGUACUACAAAAUCUGUGUUUCCUACUCCUCACGAGCACCUAACAAGGCCUUGAAUCCCAUAAAGCUUUCAAUGCUGUGGGUUGCCGGUGGGCUUUUAUUCUUGUCUCUCUUUCCUUUCCUCCUCAGUGUGUGAAUGUGUUUUCCUCUCUCCUCCCGUGUGUCCAUCGUCCUCGUGCGAGCUUAGUUUACUACCUGUGGAUGUCCACGAGUCUGUGUACAACAUUCUGAUUAGCAGCAUUGACCCUCUUGUUUCCAGCAGUUUUUUUUGUUCAUACUAAUUUGUGGCCAAUUUCUUCGUGCAAGCCAGUUGCUCCGUGAACGUCUGGAACUCCCUGCAACAAAAACCCUAGUAGCGUUGACAAUGAUUCUUGAAAUAGACGUCGCCAUCAACUUUCUUCUGUCGUAUUGUUACAGCCAGUUGGACCGCGAGAAAGCUGAUGCCUUCAAACGAGACCUGUCCAACAUCCUGACCAAGAACUACACUGGGCACUGGUACCCGACCAACUCGCAGAGGGCCAGCGCUUAUCGCGCCCUGCUGGUGUCUCCCGGUGUCCUGGAUCCGGCGAUCGUCGCGGCGGCGGAGUGCAGCCAGAUCGCGCUGGGCACGAUCCGCGACCAGCUGCCACUGUGGUUAACGAUCUGGGUGGAUCCGUGCGAGGUCAGCUACCGCGUAGGAGAGCGCGGCGAGGUCGUGUCUCUGUGGCAGGAGAAUCAACAGCAGCACCUGCAACUCCGCCCCAAGGAGCACAAGUCGAACAGGAAACAGCACAAGAACAAGGUGAGCAAGUCGCUGGUACGCUGGAACAAUCAGAAACCGCCGCAACAACAGCAGCAAAUGUCAUCAUCAUCGCCCUCGUCUUCUGCUUCCUCCUCCUCGUCCACCGAGUCGUCGCGAUCGCCGUCGGUAACAUCUUCGGCAUCUCCAUCACCGCCGCUGAGGAGCACUUCACCCAGCACCCCCUCACCAUCGCCAGCAAUGAUGCAUUCACGAAGUCCGUCACCGCCCUCAUCCAUCCAGUACGGAUCGCGCCGAGAGCAGCAGUCGAGCACGCCUCCACCGCCAUCCUACGGCAUGCCUGGCAGCUGGAGGCGCUUUUCUCUGCUCGACUUCAAGCCGACGGCCGACCGGGAAGUCGAGGCCGCCAACGCAACACGUGCAUCAGUAGCGAGGGAGUGCGCCGACAAGUCUGCUCUCUGGUCCACGGUGUCGCUAAGCAACAGCAGCACUUGGGACGACAGCAUGUCCUUCUUGCCGUCGGACGAUUCCGGUGUGGGCACGUCACCCUCGACGAGCCCACUCAUGUCUCCUGACUCCGCCAGCCCUGGCAAGCCGUACAACUGCGAUUCGUUCUGGGUGAAAGCCGUGAGCCAACUGGACAUCGACGCAUCUGCUACCCACUCCGCCGACACUUAUAGCCUGAGAAACUCCAUGGCAAGCCGUCGUUCGUACUUCAACACCAGCAGCGACAGCAGCAGCAGCGGCAACACAUCCACAAACCACACGGCCGCCUACUGAUGUUCUGAUGCUUGCAAUCCGCCGACGGGCACCAUACAAACGGCCAUCGGCACGUGUGAGCUCUAGCCCGCAGUGUUGUAAGUACGCCUAUUGCCUGCCUGUUGUGUUGUCACUGAAGAAUCCGUGCUGCCUGUGUGUCAGUGACGUUGGGAUGUGUUGAUGUAUGCCAUGCGCUGCUUAGAGUUUUCAAGGGACCCCGGCAUUGCUAGCUUUCCCCCCGUCCAUUACCAACCAUGGACCACGUUACCAGCUGGAGUAGGACUAGAGAUGAAUGUUGCCUAAGACCGUGUUAGUGCUGUACCAACAGCUCUCUAUCUUUCUCUUUCCCUCCAACAGCUUCUUAGGGAGCCGGUAUUAUUACAAUUGGUUUGCUUUGUUUUUUCCUAACCACACUUUGACAUUCCGUGAUGUGCACAUAUCUGCGCAAGCACGUCAGAUUUCACCGUUACGUUCUACUGGCAUACUCACUCACCCUAACCUGCAAUAUCGCACUCCCUGUUUCAUUGCAUAUGUGUGAAUCUUCUUCCCUUGUUGUCCUCCCCCUCCCCCUC